Messenger RNA from Engraulis encrasicolus (European anchovy), 1851 nucleotides. Its product is annotated as arrestin domain-containing protein 3-like. The record is from RefSeq and is a predicted model, not a curated record. Gene Ontology annotation, biological process: protein transport. NCBI's taxonomy places the organism in Eukaryota, Metazoa, Chordata, Actinopteri, Clupeiformes, Engraulidae. The coding region runs from base 98 to 1162 and encodes 354 amino acids. The transcript is spliced from 6 exons. Gene Ontology annotation, cellular component: plasma membrane; cytoplasm.
CCCAGUCAAUCUAUAUAGUAGUCUGUAGCUACUCUUCUAUUGGACGAGGAACCAAUCUGUCUAACUACCCCUGAAUGGUUUACUAGCAAACUUCAAGAUGUCAUUUACUAUAAAGAGUCUUUCUAUAUCGUACGACGAAAUUAACGAGAGCAAUACUUUCACUCGAGGUGAUUGCAUCUCUGGACAUGUUACUUUGGAGGUCGCGAAGGAAACGGAGAUCAACUCCUUCGAGAUUAAAGCGAAGGGGAAAGCAAGCGUUAGUUGGUCGGAGAGUGCCUUACCAAUGCGUGAUUAUUACUACGACUUCGAGGCAUACUUUAAGUUAACCCAAGACCUUAUGCAAGAGACAAAAGCUCUAGAUUCAAAUACAAUCAAACCAGGACGACAUAUUUUCCCCUUCUCCUUUCAGCUCCCAGAUGAACACUACCCUCCAUCUUUCAAAGGGGUCCACUGCAAGAUUGUCUACUACUUGGAGGCAAAAUUGACUAGAUCCAUGCGGAUACCAAGCAAGGCCAGAGCAGAGUUCACCGUUGUCUCAAAACUGGAUCCCAACCACAGAUCUGUGCCACACGUUCAACAGGAAUUCAAAGAAGAAAAACUGAAACUCUUCAAUAGUGGGAGUGUGUCUAUGCAUAUAAGUAUUGACAACACAGAGUAUUCCUUGGGAGACGGCAUAACAGUCACAGGACACUUUCAGAACAACUCGUCUCGUCCAGUCAAGCCCACAUACUGUCUGUACCAGAAACAGAUCUGCUUCGCAAGCAAGGAGAGGAAGGUCAAUACUCGAGACAUUCUGACAGAAGAAGGGGAUCCUGUCGAGUCGUCCUCAUCCGCAAAUGUCACUAGAGUGCUGAGCAUUCCAACAAACGUCCCCACCACUGUUCUCAACAGUAAUAUCCUGGCAAUCGAGUACAGGCUUAGGGUGUAUCUUGAUGUCAAGUAUGGCUUUGGCCCCGUAAUAAAGUUUGAUGUGGAGCUCCUUGCGCCAAGACAGGGGCCUGGGCAGCGGGCCCUACCGCAGGACGAGGACGACAGUGCCAUGGGGGCAUCCGGGGGUCAGAGCCAAGAGGAGUCCUACACAUUCUCUUACUCCGACCCCCCUCCUGCUUACGAGGAGUAUGACAUAUACCCCAGCUCUACUGAUGCCCUACUGAAGAAAUGAAUGGGUGAAAAAAAUAAUGAUGGGACUCUGAUGAAAGGAAAAACACUGGUGCAAAUGUAAUGUACGUUUAUAUUUAUACAAUCUGUAGUUCAUAUCAUAUUUAAUCUGUAGUUUGUUACAGAAUAUUAGGGGUGCAGUAUGUUCACAGUUCUGGGAAUACCCAAAGACACAUUGUUUUUUUCCAGUGUGGUGUGUCACGUGUGCCAUGUACAAAAUGCUUGUGUCAAGGACAUGUUUUCAAUGAAUACAUUUUGCCAGCAAGAUGACUCAAAAACAGGCAUCAUUGUCUGUACUGUAAUUUAGGUUUUAAAAAAAAUAAAUCUAUAUGGUCUUGGUAAUAUGCCAUCGAAGAACACUUAGAAGCAACAAUUAAAGGGAAUUUUGGAAUUUCAAUAUGAAAGUAGUGUACAAUGGAAUUAAAUAAAUGAUGUUCUUUACAAUCUGAAAGUAGUACCGUCACAACACACUGGUCCCUGGGUUCUGCUGUCAUGACAUGUGGACUGGUAUGUCCCCUGGUAUCUCUGGACACUGCACUGUUGGACAUGGCAAAUCAUCUUUCCUCAGCACACAUUGAUGUGCCAUCUUGGAUGAGUACCACUAGCUGAGCCACUUCAGUGGGCGAUAGACACCACCUCAUGGUGCCUACAUAGCAGGGCUUAACAAUGGGCACGAUCGUGAUGAAGCAGUGC